CUGUUCUCCCUCGCGGACGAGAUCAGCGCCUUCAACGUGUUCCGCUACGUGUCGGUGCGCACCGCGGCGGCGGCCGCCACCGCCAUCAUCCUCUCGAUCGGCCUUGGCCCCUUCGUGAUCUCACGCCUGUCGCGCCUCCGGGUGGGGGAGCGGAUCCGCGCCGACGGCCCGGCGCACCACCACAAGGCCGGGACCCCGACCAUGGGCGGGGUCCUGAUUGUCGGGUCGGUGAUCCUCUCCACGCUGCUUUGGGCCGAUCUGGGGAACGUGCUCGUCUGGGUGGCGAUGGUGGCGAUGGCGGGCUACGGGACGCUGGGCUUCCUCGAUGACUGGAAGAAACUGCGGCGCGGGGACGGAAUCGGGCUGAGCAUCCGGACCAAGUUCGGCGUCCAGUUCCUGCUCGGGUUGGCGGUCGGCGGCUUCCUGCUCUGGUACUCCGGCACCGGCGGCUUCACCACCCGCGUCGUCUUCCCCUUCUGGAAGGAGUUCCAGCCCGAACUGGCGCUGUUGUUCGUGCCCGCGGCCAUGCUGGUCCUCGUCGCCUCCUCGAACGCGGUGAACCUGACCGACGGGCUGGACGGUCUCGCCGCGGGUUGCGUGUUGAUCGCGGCCGCCGUGUACACCGCCCUGACCUAUCUCGCCGGCCACGCCGAGUUCUCGGCCUAUCUCGACAUCCUGUACCUCCCCGGCGCCUCCGAGGUGACCAUCUUCGGAGCAGCGAUUACCGGGGCCGCCCUGGGUUUUUUGUGGUUCAACGCCCACCCCGCGCGCGUCUUCAUGGGCGACGUGGGAUCGCUCGCCCUCGGCGCCGGCAUCGGGAUGCAGGCGAUCCUCAUCCGGCAGGAAAUGCUGCUCGUGCUGGUGGGCGGGGUGUUCGUCCUCGAAACCGCCUCGGUCAUUUUGCAGGUGGCCAGCUUCAAGCUCACGGGCCGGCGGCUCUUCAAGAUGGCGCCGCUCCACCAUCACUUCGAGCUCGCCGGCUGGCACGAGACCCAGGUGAGCGUCCGGUUCUGGAUCCUGGCCGUCCUCUGCGCGCUCGCCACCCUGACCACCCUGAAGCUGCGAUGA
This is a messenger RNA of Geodia barretti, 1068 nucleotides long. NCBI's taxonomy places the organism in Eukaryota, Metazoa, Porifera, Demospongiae, Tetractinellida, Geodiidae. The record is from the annotation of a GenBank genome assembly.